Schistocerca nitens (vagrant locust) is the source of this 1704-nucleotide messenger RNA. RefSeq lists its product as uncharacterized. NCBI's taxonomy places the organism in Eukaryota, Metazoa, Arthropoda, Insecta, Orthoptera, Acrididae. Bases 1 to 1704 code for a protein of 567 amino acids. Gene Ontology annotation, biological process: chromatin remodeling. The transcript has 3 exons. Gene Ontology annotation, cellular component: nucleus. The record is from RefSeq and is a predicted model, not a curated record. Gene Ontology annotation, molecular function: catalytic activity.
AUGACAAUAGGGACAUGGAAUGUCAGGACCCUCCUGGACGUGAACAAUUACAGGCCAGAGAGAAGAACCGCUCUUAUCACCCAAGAAUUAGCCUGGCUAGAUAUAGACAUAGCUGCCUCGAGUGAGACAAGACUCUCAGGUGAGGGACACAUUAGUGAGGUACGUUCAGGGUACACCAUCUUCUGGAAGGGAAAGGAUGCAGGAGAACCACGCAUCCAUGGUGCAGGAUUUGCCGUAAAAACGAAAAUAGUGAAAGAUCUUCGACGUACACCUGUCUCAAUUAAUGAAAGACUGAUGACUCUUAAAGUACCCAUUGAUUCAGACAGUUUCAUCACCUUCGUCUCUGCAUAUCCUCCUACUUUAGACAGUGAUGAAGACACAAAGAAUCAGUUCUACCACCAACUGAACAGUACUCUCUCUAAAAUACCCAUUCAAGAUAAAUUAAUUUUACUUGGUGAUUUCAAUGCCAGAGUGGGAAGGGACAACCGUUUUUGGAGAGACGUCAUGGGUAAACAAGGUGUGGGAAACUGCAAUGCAAAUGGGUUGUUACUUCUUGGUCUAUGUGCUGAGCACGAGCUUUUCAUCUCCAAUACCCAAUUCCGUUUGCGUAACCGCUAUAAGACCACAUGGAUGCACCCACGCUCCAAACAUUGGCAUCUUAUAGACUACGUUAUUACGCGACAGCGUGACAAGAAAGACAUUCUCAUCACAAAAGCAGCACUAAACAUCGAUGAGUGCUGGACUGACCAUAGACUUUUAGUCAGCCGUUUGAGAGUACCAAAGUAUCGCAAGCCACGAUCCCACUUUUCAAACCCACCACGCAGAAAAUUCAACAUAAGCAACCUGAACAACAAAAACGUUCGCUCACACUUCCAAGACAUACUGACUGAACAACUUAACAAAGCUCCAGCAAUCACAGAUGAUGUCGAACAAGAAUGGACCACAUUAAAGAACAUCAUCAAAGAAACUGCUGAGAAUGUUGUUGGUUUUAGUGCACGGAAAAGAAGUGACUGGUUUGAUGACAACCAUGGAGAAAUCCAAGCCAUCAUCAAUGCAAAGCAAGAUGCUUACCUAGCCCUUGCUCAAGAUCCGUCCUGCACAGAAAAGAAAGCACACUUUCAAGAACUCAAGCAAAAAUGUCAAAGUCAAAUACGAGUAAUCAAGAACAAAUGGUGGCAACAGAAAGCCACAGAACUCCAAAAUCUUUCCAAUGCAAGGAACCUGCGUGGCUUCUACGCUGGUAUUAAAGAGCUUUGUGGACCUACCCGCUACUCAUCUGAAACACUGAAAGCUGCUGACAACUCCACCAUUCUUACUGAAAUGAGCAAUUACCGAGUUCUCGAUGUUGUUGACUACAAAAUAUACAGUCCUGUUGAUCUGUAUAUGCACCAACGAGCAUGUGGGGUACUGACCACCUGCUCUGAGCCUCUGGCAGCUGCAACUCCUGAUGUGCCUCGCAGCCGACAGCCGCCCGCAGAAACAACAGACGUCACAACAAACACGGUGCGAAGCCACGCCCAGCACGCCCGCCCCCGCGAGCAGUCCAGUAGCAAGAGAAAAUUAAGCAACCCCGACAGCUCUGCCACGGGAUUGGCGUAUCUGUCGACGAAUGGGCAGCGAGGCCCCGCCCACCGCUGCCGCAGGACCGGCACCCGCGUGCGCCCGCAGAGUGUCUCGUUUUCCCGGCAGAUCCGCAGUGACUAA